Callorhinus ursinus (northern fur seal) is the source of this 2461-nucleotide messenger RNA. RefSeq names its product endonuclease V (gene ENDOV). Gene Ontology annotation, molecular function: single-stranded RNA binding; RNA endonuclease activity producing 5'-phosphomonoesters, hydrolytic mechanism. Gene Ontology annotation, biological process: DNA repair. The record is from RefSeq and is a predicted model, not a curated record. Gene Ontology annotation, cellular component: cytoplasm; nucleolus. Lineage: Eukaryota; Metazoa; Chordata; Mammalia; Carnivora; Otariidae.
GUAAACAACAGGGCAUGGUGCCUGCCGUGCAGUGGGCGCUCAGAAGUAGUACUCAUUUCUUCUCCCUGCUGAACGCUUGCCCAUCCUUCAAGGCCCCGUCAGUUGUCAGAUGCUCUACGUCUUUCCUGAACCUCAAACGUCCCUGUUUCCUUUUGAGAUGUAUACUCAGACUACAGUUCUUAUCCACAGCCUGCUCUGCGCCCCCUGGUAGCAUAUACGCCAUGGGUCAAGCGCCUACGCGUCAGCAUCCCUGGCCGCCCUCCGAGCCUCAAGUACACCAAUGUCUUGCCUGCCACAGGACCCGUACGCGCGUUGUGCCCUCUGCCGGCCCUCCUCUUAACUAUCCCCCUCAGCGAGGCCUUCCCCAGGGCCAGUCCAAAGUCGGCUGGUAGGUCAUUCUCACUGCAGCAGGCCACCGUGCGACUGCGCCCGAGGAAGCCGUAGCCCCAACAUCCAGCACAAGGCCUGGCACAAGGGAGGAGCUUGGAGCUAAGAGUCAGGGUUCCAACCGCUGUCUGCGUGUAGCACAGCGGGUGAGGCUUUGGGCCCGCCACGACCCACGAGUCUGGCCCGGGGAGGACUUGCGUCCUGCCUCCAGAACUUUCCCCGACGUCCUUGGACCUAAAACCACAGUGCCGCGGUCGGGGCUGACGCUCGGGGGUGUGAAGCCAAAGGAGAGAGCGAGGGCCGGGAGGGAGGGUCCGUCCCGCCCUGCUCCUCCGGGGUGCACUGCACACCUCCCUGCGCCAGGAGCCUGGGGACCGGCGCCCUUCCCGGGCCGCGGGCCGACAGCGCUGUACCAGCGACCCCUGCUGUCGCCCUUCCCCGCCGGCAGCGCACAGCGAUCCGCCCACCCCUCGGCUUUGCUGCUCCUCCGUCCAGGCACGAGGCUGCUCUAAGCGCCGCCCGAGCCUUCGACCCGACGACGACUCCCGCGCACGCGCUCACACGCUCCUGCCAGCGUGCGUCCGGACGUGCCGCUCGGGUCGCCGGGGCGGCGGCGUCUGGAAACACACAGCUCGGACCCCGAGCCCCAGCCAGCCGCUCCAAGCCCACGAGGACGACCGGGCGCCUGCGCGCAGGCCACCGGAAAUGACGGCAGCGGGAAGUGACGCCACCGGAAGGGGCGCUUGGGGGUGCGCCAUGGCCCGGGAGGCGGUGGCGUGGCCGCCCGAGGAGACUCUGUCGCUCUGGAAACGGGAGCAAGCCCGGCUGAAGGCCCUCGUCGUGGACCGGGACACGGAGGCGUGGCAGCGGGACGCCGCCUUCUCGGGGCUGCAGAGGGUCGGGGGCGUGGACGUGUCCUUUGUGAAGGGCGACAGUGUCAGCGCUUGUGCCUCCCUGGUGGUGCUCAGCUACCCUGAGCUCGAGGUGGUGUAUGAGGACUGCUGCAUGGUUAGCCUGACGGCGCCCUACAUGUCGGGCUUCCUGGCCUUCCGAGAGGUGCCCUUCCUGGAGGACGCAGUGCAGCGGCUGCGGGAGAAGGAGCCCCGCCUCGUGCCCCAGGUCCUCCUUGUGGAUGGAAAUGGGGUUCUCCACCACCGAGGCUUCGGAGUGGCCUGCCACCUCGGCGUCCUCACAGACUUGCCCUGCAUUGGGGUAGCCAAGAAACUUCUACAGGUGGACGGGCUAGAGAACAACGCCCAGCACAAGGAGAAGAUACGACUUCUGCGGGCUGGAGGAGAUUCAUUUCCUCUAAUAGGAGGCUCUGGGACUGUCCUGGGCAUGGCCCUGAAGAGCCACGACCACAGCAGCAAGCCCCUCUACAUCUCUGUGGGCCACAAGAUAAGCCUGGAAGCUGCCGUACGCCUCACUCGAGGCUGCUGCAAGUUCCGGAUCCCAGAGCCCGUGCGCCAGGCUGACAUUCGCUCUCGAGACUACAUCCGCAGGACCCUGGGAGUCCCCGGGCCCCCCGCACCAGGGCAGGAGAGGAGCCAGAAGGUGCAGAGGCCAAAGAUGUGCCCUCAGGAAGGUUUGGAAGAGCCGGAAGGUGAGGGCAGGCCCCCCGAGGGCCACAGCUGAGGCCCCAAGACACCGGCAGGGCCAGCAGCGGCAGUGGGGAGCUGAGCUGGACAUGGCAAAGAGCUCAGGCUGCCUAACUUCCUGCCCCUGCCUGGAGUAGUGACUGGGGGCACGGCCCCCUCAGUAGCAGGUAGAGCGCCCAGGCCCCAGCGCACGGCGGCUGCACCACCCACAGGGACGGCAGCAGGCUUGGCCCCGCUGGGAUGGGCCCGGGGGACGGCCCCUCCUGCUCCGAGGUCUCAGUCACAAGGCUGUCAAGAGCUCCGCACGAGACAGAUCUCACACCACAGAGCAUCAGCCCUAGAAGGAGCCUGAUGUUGCUUUCCCAGGAGCACGGGAAGGACAUUUAAGGUUCAUGGGGAUUUUUUGGUGUGUUUUGUUUUUUUCUAAAAGUGCCCAGUUGGGCUUAAGACUACCAGACUACGUGUCUGUCCCCGGC